This is a messenger RNA of Entamoeba histolytica HM-1:IMSS, 1620 nucleotides long. RefSeq lists its product as uncharacterized. Lineage: Eukaryota; Evosea; Mastigamoebida; Endamoebidae. The record is from RefSeq and is a predicted model, not a curated record. The transcript is spliced from 2 exons. The coding region runs from base 1 to 1620 and encodes 539 amino acids.
AUGAUUUGUUUCUUAUUGCUUAUUUCAUUUGUAUUUUCAGAGAGUACAUCAAAUACACAUACAAUUCUUUGCAUGGAUAAUGAAGUUACUGAAGCUUCCAAGUGUCAAAAUUUCUUAGAAGUUUCAAAUAUUGCUAAUGACCAAAGCUCAGCUAAAUGUAUUAAAUAUGGUAAUAAAUAUAUGAAAGUUUAUACCCAAUCUGUUAAACCGAGUACUGAUGGAGGAAUUGAACCAAAGAAUGGAGAAGAUGAGACUAAGAAUGGAGGAAGUGAGGCUAAGAGUGGAUCAACAGAUGGUAAGAGUGGAUCUACCGAUGGUAAGAGUGAAUCUACAUAUAGAAAGAAUUUCAGAAAUAAUUGGAAAAAAAGUAUUAAAGGAGAAGAACCUGUUACUAUUACUUACCAUAUUAAGUAUUAUAACAAUAAUGAUUGUACUGGAAAUGAAGUAUCAGAUAUUACUGUUGUGCCAACUAAAAAACCGUCAAAUAUUGUUAUUACCAUCCCUGUUGAAGAGAGUAAAGACUCUGAUAAAAUCACAUAUACACAAUAUGUUGCAGCUAACGUUUGUGUUAAUAACAAGAUUUUUGUCAAUACUCAAUUUGGUGUUGCACAACAUAAAUGUACCAAUGACAAUGAAUAUAGUGAGCUUGAGGAUAUUAUUACUGAUAAAUUUAAUGGAAUGACAUGUAUUAUUCAAAAUAAAGUUGACAUCACAGACAAGACAUAUACUACUAGUACAACAGCUUCAUUUAAGAAAGUACAAUCUGUGAACACACAAUAUACAAUAACUGAUGGUGCAAAAAUUGUUGAAAUGACAUCCCCUGAUACAGGUAAAAUUUAUACAUGUACUAAAGGUACUAGUUCAAUAAUUAUAUGUACUAAAGAUGAAAAACAAGAUUCUGUUACUGUUCUUAAUACUAAUGGUAAUAUUGCUACAGGUGCUUUAUGUAAUACAAAUAAAUGUGAAGAGAAUAAUGGUAAAGCUUAUUUCUUUGAUACGUGUGAAUCAAAUAUGAAAUAUCUAAUUGCUGGUUCAUUGUUCCAACAAUUUGAAUAUAAUGAAAAUACAUGUGAUAAUUUUAAACAACUUAAAUUAUCUAGUACUUCAGAUAAACAUUUUACUAUUGGUAGUGAGACAUAUCUACUUACUUUCAAUCCAAUUGAAUCAACUGAAACAAUUUAUACUAAAACAUCAGAUAUUGAAUAUAAGACAUAUGUUGUUGGAACAUGUCUUAAGACUGGUGAAUCUUCUUCUAAAAAAGUAUUCAAAACUUCUGAAAAUAAAUAUGUUAUUGAAAAUUUCAAUGAUGCUGAAUGUAAAAGUGUUGAUUCUGUAGUUGAUACUCUUACUUCUGUUCUUACAACUGUUCCAGUUCAAAAUGCUAUUGUUGUUACAAAAUACACAUUCAAAAGUAAUUCAGAUUGUCUAAAUAGUAAAGAUGGAGUUGUUGAUCAAACAACUAAACAUACAUGUAAUAAAUGUGAUAAUAAUGUUGAAACUAUUUGUCCAAUGAUUACAGAUAAUAAUUCUAACAAUGAUGAAAAACCUAACAACAAUUUAGGUGAUAGUACAUCAAUUAUGUUUAUUGGUAUUGCUCUUAUCAUUACAAUCUUCUUCUAA